UGGUGCACAGUGGAUGACCGAUCAACAGAGCCGAAGAUUUCGGCUCGGUCAUGUGAUCAGCUGUGUCCAAUCACAGCUGAUCUCAUGGCAUUGAUGAUCAGUGUGCCCUGAUGAUCUGUGUAGCCCCAGCAGUGCCACCUGUCAGUGUCCAUCAAUGCCACAUAUCAGUGCCUACCAGUGCACAUCAAUGCCACAUAUCAGUGCUCAUCUGAGCUGCCUUUCAGUGUCACAUAUCAGUGCUGCCAGUCAGUGCCGCCUAUCAGUGCCAGUCAGUGCCGACUAUCAGUGUGCAUCACAGUGCCAGUCAGUGCCAGCUAACAGUGCCAGUCAGUGCCGCCUAUCAGUGCCAGUCAGUGCCACCUAUCAGUGCCAUUUAUGAGUGCUGCCU
Molecule: messenger RNA, 388 nt
Organism: Staurois parvus
Lineage: Eukaryota; Metazoa; Chordata; Amphibia; Anura; Ranidae
Source: the annotation of a GenBank genome assembly